This is a messenger RNA of Chinchilla lanigera (long-tailed chinchilla), 1260 nucleotides long. RefSeq names its product THO complex 6 (gene Thoc6). The transcript is spliced from 14 exons. Gene Ontology annotation, cellular component: transcription export complex; THO complex. Bases 210 to 1163 code for a protein of 317 amino acids. The record is from RefSeq and is a predicted model, not a curated record. Gene Ontology annotation, biological process: mRNA export from nucleus. Lineage: Eukaryota; Metazoa; Chordata; Mammalia; Rodentia; Chinchillidae. Gene Ontology annotation, molecular function: protein binding.
GGGAGCUGCGUCACACGGGGGCACUCUGGGACUUGUAGUUCCUGAGAUGGAACGUCCUGCGCCAGUCGCCGUGCCUCUGGGUCAGCUCAUUUAUUGUGACGGGAUCUCCAGUGAAUGCCAUCUGGCUGUUGGGGAAACUGGUACAAGAGGUUUGGUGCUUGCUCUGCACUUCCUAGGCCGAGGUGUUUCAGGCCCUGCAGCGGCUGCACAUGACCGUCUUCUCCCAGAGUGUCUCACCCUGUGGGAAGUUUCUGGCAGCUGGCAACAACUAUGGGCAGAUUGCCAUCUUCAGCUUGUCUGCUGCUUUGAGUUCAGAGGCCAAAGAAGAAAGCAAGAAGCCUGUGGUGACCUUCCAAGCCCAUGAUGGGCCUGUCUACAGCAUGGUCUCCACGGAUCGACACCUGCUCAGUGCAGGGGAUGGAGAGGUGAAGGCCUGGCUUUGGGCAGAGAUCCUCAAGAAGGGCUGUAAGGAAAUGUGGCGUCGUCAGCCCCCAUACAGGACCAGCUUGGAGGUGCCUGAGAUCAACGCCUUGCUGCUCGUUCCCAAGGAAAAUUCCCUCAUCCUGGCUGGGGGAGACUGUCAGCUGCACACUAUGGACCUAGAAACUGGGACCUUCACGCGGGCUCUCCGGGGUCACACAGACUACAUCCAUUGCCUGGCACUUCGAGAACGGAGUCCUGAGGUGCUGUCAGGCGGUGAAGAUGGGGCUGUGCGGCUGUGGGACCUCCGCACAGCCAAGGAGGCACAGACAAUUGAGGUUUAUAAGCAUGAGGAGUGCUCCAGACCGCACAAUGGGCGCUGGAUUGGAUGCUUGGCAACUGAUUCAGACUGGAUGGUCUGUGGAGGGGGCCCAGCCCUCACCCUCUGGCACCUUCGAUCCUCCACACCCACUACCAUCUUCCCCAUUCGAGCACCACAGAAGCAUGUCACCUUCUACCAGGACUUGAUCCUGUCGGCUGGCCAGGGCCAUUGCAUCAACCACUGGCAGCUGAGUGGGGAGCUCAAGGCCCAGGUGCCUGGCUCCUCCCCAGGGCUGCUCAGCCUCAGCCUCAACCAGCAACCAGCAGCACCCGAGUGCAAGGUCCUGACUGCUGCAGGCAACAGCUGUCGUGUGGAUGUCUUCACCAACCUGGGCUACCGUGCCUUCUCCCUGUCCUUCUGACACCUGGCCAGCGCCCCAUCCAACACCUGACCAACCCCUAAACCCCAUUUAGAGUGUCUUUUAUUCUUAUUUUUUUUACAAUAAAGUUUCAAGCGUU